AUGUCGUCCUCCCGACUCGAUUCCACCUACACCACCACCAGCCUCGUCAUCGGCUACGCACUCUGUUCAAGCCUCCUCGCCGUAAUCAACAAAUUCGCAAUCACAUGGUUCAACUACCCCGGACUUCUCACCGCUCUUCAAUACCUAACUUCCUCUCUCGGUGUUUACUUCCUCGGAAAAUUAGGGUUUCUCCAUCACGAUCCCUUCACAUGGGAAACCGCUAAGAAAUUCCUUCCUGCAGCCGUCGUCUUCUACCUCGCGAUCUUCACCAACACGAAUCUCCUCCGUCACGCCAAUGUCGAUACCUUCAUCGUUUUCCGAUCUCUAACUCCGCUUCUCGUCGCGAUCGCCGAUACGGUUUUCCGCGGCGAGCCUCGUCCUUCGAGGCUUACUUUCUUAUCUCUCUUAAUCAUCCUCGCUGGUGCUGUUGGGUACGUAGCUACUGAUUCGGCUUUUACCCUUACUGCGUAUUCAUGGGCAUUAGCGUAUCUUGUUACAAUCACUACUGAAAUGGUUUACAUUAAGCAUAUGGUUUCGAAUCUAGGAUUGAACACUUGGGGAUAUGUUCUCUACAAUAACCUCUUGUCUCUUAUGAUUGCGCCGAUAUUCUGGUUUCUUACCGGCGAACAUUCGGAGGUUUUCACUGCCGUGAAUGACAAUUGGGGGAAUUUGUUUGAGCCUGUGGCGUUUUUCGCCGUGGCAUUGUCUUGUUUGUUCGGUUUCCUUAUCAGUUUCUUCGGAUUUGCGGCUAGGCAAGCUAUAUCCGCUACGGCUUUUACGGUGACUGGUGUUGUUAACAAGUUCUUGACUGUUGUGAUCAAUGUUCUGAUUUGGGAUAAGCAUGCCACUCCUGUUGGUUUGGUUUGUCUCCUUGUUACAAUCUGUGGUGGGGUUGGUUACCAGCAGUCAGUGACCGUGGCUAAGAAACCGACCAAUGGUCCAUUACAACCUUCGAACAUCGACAAGGUUGAUGAAGAGUCGAUGGAGUUGAUUCCGGGAAAACUAGCUACUUCUGUAUGA
Molecule: messenger RNA, 1020 nt
Organism: Arabis nemorensis
Lineage: Eukaryota; Viridiplantae; Streptophyta; Magnoliopsida; Brassicales; Brassicaceae
Source: the annotation of a GenBank genome assembly